CUAAGUAUUUCCUCUCCCCAAAUGCCAGACGUUGCCCCUCCCCACCAGCACAGCGCAUCUGUCUGCCCUUCCUGGAAGAUGACUCCCGCCUUCCAGCUCCUGGUUCUCCACUCCCGGUGUAAGAAAUCAGUCCAGGCCCCCAGCUGUGUUACAUGCUUCGGGUGCGAGCUGUGGUGAUGACCCGAGACGACUCGAGCGGGGGAUGGGUGCCCAUGGGCGGGGGCGGCCUGAGCCACGUCAUGAUCGGCAAAGUCCGGCGCCCAGAGGAGGGCGGGCGGCGGCGCCAAUACCUGAUCUGCGGGGAGCGCCUGCGCGACCAGACCACCAUCCUGGAGUGCGUGCUGAAGAAGGACCUCGUCUACAACAAGGUGAACCCCAUCUUCCACCACUGGAAAGUCGGCGACAGCAAGUUCGGCCUGACCUUCCAGAGCCCCGCUGAUGCCGCAGCCUUCGAGCGGAGUGUGCAGGCCGCCCUGGAGGAGCUCGCCGAAGGUUCUCUCUCCUCCUCCUCCUCCUCCUCCUCGUCUCAGGAUGACGCCGACGGGACGGAUGACGCAGGGUUGAUGCACACGGACAGCGAAUCCUCCUCGAACAGCCGGAAGGAAAUGCUCCCCAAACACAUCACCAUUGUGACUAGCGAGUCCUCCUCCAGCUGCUACAUCCGCUCGCCCGCCUCCGAGGAGUUUGCCUUCAGCACGGCCCAGGGGUCGACGCCAACCAGCCAGGGAGGGCAGGUGCAGACCCAGCCCCUGCAGCACGUGACCCUGCACGAUGAGGAGGAGCUGGAGAGCAUCAACCCGUGCAAGGACCUGUGGGUGAGCAAAGGAUAUGAGGACUACAGGCGGGCGGCGGUGCACAAGCGGGAAGCCGACCCCGACAAGGUCGGCAUGUGCGUGCACUUCGAGAAGGGCAGCAAGGAGCGCCACUUCCCGGCAGCGGGGGGAGGCGGCGGAGGCGGCGAGGGCCGCCUCAGAGACCCCAAGGGUUCCCCGUCCUGCCGGAUCCACACCGCCCCUUCGCCGCCCAAGCAGAAGCACGCCAAGGAGCCGGGGGCCAGCGGCGGGGCAGGCUCGGAGGAAGACGCCGUGCCCUCCCGCUGCGUCUAUUGCCGGGACGUCUUUAACCACGAGGAGAACGGGCGGGGCCAGUGCCAGGAUGCGCCGGACCCCAUCGGGCGCUGCGUCUACCAGCUCACCUGCAUGUGGUGUGCCGAGAGCAUGCUCUACCACUGCAUGUCGGACUCGGAGGGCGAGUACUCGGACCCUUGCUCCUGUGACCUGGGACACCCGCACUUCUGCGUCCGCUGGAUGGCGCUGGUGGCUCUCUCCCUCGUCGUGCCUUGCAUGUGCUGCUACCUGCCGCUCCGCGCCUGCCACUGGUGCGGGGAGCACUGCGGCUGCUGUGGUGGGAAACACAAGGCCGUGCGGUGAAGCCGGCCGGCGUGCGGCGCUCUUCUUGGCUUGGCUGGGGGGGAAGAGAGGCGAGGAGAUGGAGGCAGAGUCUUAAGCGGCGGCAGGGGGGCUGAUUUCCCCCUUCUCUUGCACGCCCCAGCCCCCGUGUCCCAUGUUUGGAGGGGGAGGAGCUAGGCGGUUUUAUUCCGAGUGUCGGGCGUGGCUGGUGAGUUUCAUUAUUUUUUUUUUUCCUUUAAAAUUUCAACAUUUUGGGUCCUUUUUUAUAAAAAAAAAAUAAAGAAAUGAAAGAAAAAGAAAACAAAUAAAAUGAAUGAACGACAGUCUCAGGAGAGAUAGGUAGAUGGUCUUGGGGGGGGGAGUUUUGCCCUCUCCCUUCCUCCUAGCUAAGGGGUGGUGGGGCCACAAAGAAAAUUUAACCCCUCCUUCACCCAAUCCAGCUGUGUCCACACACCUGUUUGUGUGUGUGUGUCGGGGGGGGGACGGGACCCAAUAGACUAUGUAACCCCCUCCUUCCUUUACCCAGCCUGGCUGAGUCACGAGGAUUUCUUUUCAAUUUUAAAAAAGGAAUACAAAGAACAACAGAAGGAAAGAAAAUAUCGUAAAUGGAUACGCGUUGGAUUUUUAUUUUGUACUCAGGAGGGAGUCCAGGGAGCAAGAGAAACUAAUUUGUGCUGAAAAUGUCCAUAUUUAAAAACCAAAAAAAACCACCCUUCCCUGCUGUAUUAUAUAGUAAACUGCAUGGGGAGAAGUUUGUUAACUUGUGGAACUGCCCGCAACAUGAUUUUUCCACCUUAGCACGGUCCGAGAUCCUGCAGCUUUAUAACUGCACAAUACUGGGGUGUCCUUUUAACAAGGACGACAGGCAGACAGGGUUCGAUUUACAGGGUACACAAGCUGCAGCAUCCCUCCAAUUUUUGUCCCCCAUGCUCACCCCCAAAUACAGUUCCCGUGGUUUAUUUCUGGGUCCCAGGCUGAACAAUGGGGCACCCCUUGAAGUGUUCGGCGGGCUACAAUUUCCAGGGAAGUUAGGGAAGGGUUUUCUGCAGCUCCCCAUGUGACACCCCCUUCCCCGGUCAUGUCUGGCACCGAUGGCAGGGCAGAGUAUACCUAGAUCAUAGCUUCUUAAGCCCAGGGUCGCGCCUGGCCUCCCGGUCAUUGGGGCAGGACGGGAAGGGGAGUCAGAUUCUGAAACUGUUAUUUACAAGCUGUUGUAACGUGGGGUCGUGGUGCUGGCCCAGGUCCAAAGCAAAUGGGAGCCGUGCGGCCACUGCUCGCUCUCUCUUUGUACUAAACCCAUUUGGGAUGUCUUAGCUUAUUACUGCCUAGAGUUCGGGGUGGAAGAAGUACUGGACUUGGGAGUCAAGACUCCUGGGUUCUCUUACCCUCUCUCCGAUUUGGGAUGAUCUAGUGGGUUAGAGCAGGGGGGCUGGAAGCCAGGACUCCUGGGUUCUAGUCCCAGUUCUGAUAGUGGGGAGGGGGGGGCAGGAUGAUCUAGUGGAUUAGAUCUGUGGGACUGGGAGUCUGGACUCCUGCAUUCUCUUCUCUGUGUUGGGUGGGAAGUGGGGUCUAGUGGUUAGAGCAAAGGACUGGGAGUCAGGACUCCUGGGUUCUGUUCCCAGCUCUGCAACUGUCUUGCUGUAUAACCUUGGGCAGGUCACUUAAUCCUGAUGUCCCUCUAGUCUCCUACCAUUCCUCCACCUCCCUGUUUGCGCUGCCUAGCAGUGAAGUAUCAUUAUCAAGCCUCCCUGAGGGACGGGACAGGAGCCCUCUUGAGACAUUUAAGACUAGGCCAUGCAAAGCCACAGGGUGUGGUCUCCAGGGGCUGACCCUGCCCCCCCCAGUGAGUGUGGAAUAGAGGGGCCGAUCUCUCCAAAUCCAGUGGGGGUGAAGCAGAGCUGCCCGAAAGUACUUUGAUCUCUGGCCCGGGGCCCCACAAGCAGCCGGAGGGGAGGGGAAAGCAAAGAAAAUCCAGGACCAGAAACCAGUAGGACCCUCGGAGUCUUACCCCAGCUGCCUGAAUCAUUCCCCCCCCUCCCCACCCCAUGCUGGCUGUUCAGGGCCCCCUGUGUAACACGAGUUUGAUGGAGCUCAGCCCACCUCCCACCGGGACGAGGCAUCAGCCUUCCCACUGGGCACAACAGGCCCCACCUGCCGCCCCUUGCUGCCAGGCGUGAAAUAAAGCCAGGGACCUCUGGCCAAGGGAAGUUCCUGGGCAGGUUUUUUUUAAAGCAGCUGCAUCCGGCUGACUCUGGGGUUGUGGGAGGGGCUUGCAACAAGCCCCACCUCUUAUUUAUUGACUUUUCUCAUUUUCCCCUAAGUCGGACAACUGAUGUAAGUCAGGAGUAUCUGGAUCAAUGGCAUUGCCCCAGUGUAAAUCCGGAGUGAUUCCAUUUAGAUCAGUGGCGCUACGGGGGUAUAAACGAGGGAUAACUCUGGAUCAGUGGUGUUACACUGGAGUAAAUCUGGAGUAACCACAGAAAGGCAGCAAAUUGAGGCUGGACUCUUUCUAAGGGAAUGGGGUGCCUGAUACAAUGAGAGCCUGGCACCUAAAUCCCUUCAGCUCCUUUGAAAAUUCCCAGCCUUAAAACCAAUACAUGGACGUAUUUCUUUUACCUACUGCACAGUGAGCCUGGGGAACUCAAUGCCACAAGUUCUCUGAGGCCAAAGUUUAACAUCCUUCCAAAAAACGACUGGAUGUUUAUACAGAUAACUACACCCAGAAUUAGAAUAUUAAAUAUCUUUACAAUAACCAAGCGUUUUGGCAGGGCUAUAAAAUCUCAUGCUAUAGGGCAUGACCCAACCUCUGACGAUCAGAGGUCAGGCAGGAACUGACCCUAGGGGCCAGCUAUGCCAUAAUUCCUGUAGGGGGCACCGCUUUCUGAAUUAGCUAUUUAUUGGCCUCUAUCGGAGACAAGAGAAUGAACUAGAAAGACGCUUGGUUUGACCUGACUGUCCAUGUGAACCCAAUAGAGUGACCCUAGUUUUACCCCAAUGUAAACAAGAUGAGGGCUUGGCCUGGCAGGAUUUGAGAGUGUUCAAUAGCACACUGGGUCCUAUUCCCAUUUCUCCAUCCGUGUUCUUUUUUUCAAAAGCUUCCCAAAAAACGAAACAAGACAAAUCGUAACUGUAUAAAACCUGGCAAAGCUGUGCGUGCCAAUGACCCCAUGAUAACCUUGGGGCCGAUACAGCAGGGAGCCUACCGAAAUACAGAAGGGUGUAUAUUACUGCUGGAACGAGAUUCUUUUAAUGCUAUUUUAUAUAUAAAAAAGUGCGGAGGGGGGCAGAGAGAGAAAAACCCAACCAAACAAAGAAAAAAAGUUAAUAUUAAAAUAAUAAUUUUUUUGUGGUUGCCAAUCUAACUUCUUUUUCCUUGUUUAAGUAUUUUAUCAGAUUUGUAUAUUCAAUAUUGUAAUUUCUGUGUAUUUAAAAAAAAUUAAAAAGGGGGGAAUGGAAUCAGAGAAGAAUGUUCUAUUUAAAAGUGUAUGUUGUAUAUUAAAUCUUAGCAAAAGUGACUCUUAAA
This is a messenger RNA of Chrysemys picta bellii (western painted turtle), 4932 nucleotides long. It is a transcript of the gene SPRED3, whose product is annotated as sprouty related EVH1 domain containing 3. Gene Ontology annotation, molecular function: protein kinase binding. The record is from RefSeq and is a predicted model, not a curated record. Gene Ontology annotation, cellular component: membrane. Gene Ontology annotation, biological process: negative regulation of MAPK cascade; multicellular organism development. Lineage: Eukaryota; Metazoa; Chordata; Testudines; Emydidae.